This is a messenger RNA of Monoraphidium neglectum, 1445 nucleotides long. Its product is annotated as methionyl-tRNA synthetase. Lineage: Eukaryota; Viridiplantae; Chlorophyta; Chlorophyceae; Sphaeropleales; Selenastraceae. The transcript is spliced from 8 exons. Gene Ontology annotation, biological process: methionyl-tRNA aminoacylation. The annotation marks the transcript as partial. Gene Ontology annotation, molecular function: ATP binding; methionine-tRNA ligase activity. The record is from RefSeq and is a predicted model, not a curated record. Gene Ontology annotation, cellular component: aminoacyl-tRNA synthetase multienzyme complex; cytosol.
AUGGCGAGCCCGAAGCUCUCGGCUCGCCCAGGCGACGCUCAGGCCCUAAAGGCGUGCAUAUCUGCUCAGGUGUCUGGAUUAGAGCUAGCGUUCGUCGUUGCUGACCCCAAGAACGCGUUCGGUACGCCCAGCGUGUCCCUGGCGCUCUCGGAAGGCGCGGCUCUUGCCGAGCCCAAUGCAGUGGCAUCGUUUUUGGCAGAGGGCUCGACGCUGAAGCCGUCUGGCGCUACCGCGCCACGCGACGCGCAAUGGCUCGAAUGGGAGGCGUCGGUGCUGCGGCCGGCCAGCUACCUGGGCGGGGAGCAGCUGGAUGCGGCGCUGGCGGAGCUCGCUGCGUCGGCGGCGGCGGGCAGCUUCCUGGCAGGCGGCGAGGUGCCGUCGCUGGCGGACGUGAGUGGGCAGCGGUCCAGCAGCAGCAGCAGCAGCAGCAGCAGCAGCAGCAGCAGCAGCAGCAGCAGCAGCAGCAGCAGCAGCAGCAAGGAACCCGCCCUUAGCGCAGGGGGAUCCAGAACCUCAGCGUCCUCUGGCACGUGGCUGACGGCGCCGGGCGCGCGCUGGCGGGACCCUCCGCCUUGUUUGACCCGCCCGCAGGCCGCAGUCUUCUGCACCCUGCUGCCCCUCCAGCGCCGCGGCGCGCUCUCGGCCGCGCCGCCGGCGGUGAGCGAGCUGCUGGCGCGCAUUGAGGCGGCGCUGCCCGUCGCCGCGGCGCUGGCUGUCGCACUGGCCGGCGCGGAGGAGGGCGCGCUGGUGGCGACGUUUGAGGCGGACGCGGCGGCGCACGCGGCGGCGGUGCCCAAGCGGCCCGCCAAGGCGCGGCGGAACGUGCUGAUCACGAGCGCGCUGCCGUACGUGAACAACGUCCCCCACCUGGGCAACAUCAUCGGCUGCGUGCUGUCCGCCGACUGCUACGCGCGCUACUGCCGGUCGCGCGGCUACAACACGCUGUUUGUGUGCGGCACAGACGAGUACGGCACCGCCACUGAGACCAAGGCACUGGAGGAGGGGCUCACCUGCCAGCAGAUCUGCGACAAGUACCACGCCAUCCACAAGGGCAUCUACGAGUGGUUUGGCAUCAGCACAGACAAGUUUGGCCGCACCCCCACGCGCCACCAGACGCAGAUCUGCCAGGACCUCUUCCUGCAGCUGUGGGAGCGCGGCAACUGCCUGGAGCAGUCCAUGGAGCAGCUGUACAGCGAGGCCGCGGGCAAGUUCCUGGCGGACCGCUUCGUGUCGGGCACCUGCCCCAAGUGCGGCUAUGAGGAUGCGCGUGGUGACCAGUGCGAUAACUGCGGCAGCCUCAUGAACCCCACAGAGCUCAUCAACCCGCGCUGCAAGAUCACCGGCACCAAGCCCGUCGUCCGCUCGACGCGCCACGUGUUCCUGGACCUGCCCCGGCUGAGCGGCGAGCUGCAGGCCUACAUCGACGGCGCCUCGAAGGACGGCGG